Molecule: messenger RNA, 456 nt
Organism: Rattus norvegicus (Norway rat)
Lineage: Eukaryota; Metazoa; Chordata; Mammalia; Rodentia; Muridae
Source: RefSeq, a predicted model, not a curated record
AUGGCUAGGCACAAAUUUGCCCUAAAAACCAUUGGUUGGGUAUCUUUUGUGGAGAUCAUAUCUCAAAACCAGAAGACAAUUGGAAACACCCUAAAGUCCUGGAACGAGACCUUCCACACCAGGUUGGCUAGUCUGUCUGAGGAACCACCAGCGACUGACUGGGCUUACUACAAGGCUAAUGGGGCCAAGGCUGGCUUGGCAGAUGAUUUUGCAAAGAAGUUUAAUGCUCUGAAGAUCCCUGUGCCUGAGGAUAAAUACACAGCCCUGGUGGACACCGAGGAGAGGGAGGGUGUGAAGAACUGUGCCCAGUUUGUGUCUGGAUUUCAGGCCAGGAUCCAGGAGUAUGAGAAGCAGCUGGAGAAAAUAAAGAGCAUGAUUCCCUUUGACCAGAUGACCCCUGAUGACUUGAAUGAGAUCUUCCCAGAAACCAAGCUAGACAAGAAGAAGUACCCAUAG